AUGCGGGAUCACACGUCGGGUGCUAAUGUGGAGGAGCUGCUGAGACAGUCUCAGAUGGAGCUGCAGUGGAUCCAGAGACAGCUGGCCAUGAUCGCCGCCAGGAACAUACAUCAGCAGCAACUGCACGCCAAGCUGAAGCGCGACGCUUCCUCCCAGCAAGCUUCAAACCACCCGGCCCACAACGCGAGCCGCUCUCGGCCGCUGGAGGAGAGGAACCGGGCUUUGAAGCUGGAAGUGGCCACGCUUCGCCAGGAGAAACAGCAGUGCAGGAAACUGAGAGCCAAGCUCCAUGCUGCCCUGCAGGAGAGGAACCGCCUGAACCUUGAGCUCGUCCACCGCCACCUGAAGGCGUCUAAAUAUGAACAGGUGCGAUCGGACUAUGAGCAGCUGGAACGGACCUUUGCUGUGGUGAGGCGGGAGAGAGACGUGGCCCAGCAGCAGAGGAGCCUGCUCCAGAGCAAAGUGGAGAAUCUAGAGCAGGUUCUAAAGCAUAUGCACGAGGCUGUGGCGCUGAAGCAGCAGCUGCACGUAGAGCAUGAGCGAGCCUUGGUGGCCCUCCACACCAAGCAGAAGGAGCUCAAACGACUGCAAAAGGCCCGGGUUCAAGCCGACCGAGAGCAUGAGCAAGCGGUGCACCUGUUAGAGGUCAAGGUUUGUGACCUGAAGCAGCAAUGCGGGUCCCAGAGUGAGCAGCCGUCCAAAGAGCUCCUGAAUUUCGGCUUGCGAUCAGAUACCGUGGACACGUCUCAGAUCCUCGUCUCACCGGAGAACAGAGUCAUUGCUGGAUACGAAGCACAGCCAGACACAGGCAAUGAGAGGGCAGCAGACUCGCCGCUACUGAUCUCCCAGUUCUCGCUGUGCACUGGAGGCGCAGAGCGACCAGCAGGAGGUCUGCUGCCUGUGGAACCCAGCGCCGUGACCACGGACCGGCCCGGCAGCCCCCGACGGCUGACGCCAUCAGAGAUGGAGGAUGAUGCCAUCCCAUCGCCCCGGUCCAAGCCUCGCUACACAGGCCAGGUCCGCCUCUGCACUGCCCGCUACAGUUACAACCCUUAUGAUGGACCAAAUGAGCAUCCUGAGGCUGAACUUCCCCUCGUGGCUGGGAAGUAUCUGUACGUGUAUGGAGACAUGGACGACGACGGCUUUUAUGAAGGGGAGCUGCUGGAUGGCCAGCGAGGACUUGUCCCCUCCAACUUUGUGGAGUUUGUCCAGGACAAGGAGAAACCAGCCAUUAAAGCUGGGGAGGGGGACGACGACCUGGGACCACUGGACCACGCACCACUGGCCUUGAUGGCGGUGGAUGGAGGCACAUCCCAGGAUGGCCUCCUGGGCUCAUCCAAUGCCCUGGUUCCCUGUAGCAACGGGACCGGGGGGCCCCUGGACCCCGAGGACCUGGCUGAAGAUGUUGUGCCUUAUCCCCGGAAGAUCACCUUGAUCAAGCAGCUGGCACGGAGCGUGAUAGUGGCCUGGGAGCCUCCACUAGUGCCUUUAGGCUGGGGGAACAUCUCCGGCUACAACGUGCUGAUAGAUGGGGAGCUCCGUGCCAGUAUUCAGUUCGGUGGCCGGACCAAGUGUUUGCUGGAGAAACUGGACCUGGACGGAUGCGUGCACCGCGUGUCGGUGCAGUGCGUCACCGAGCGCGGCCUGUCGGACGAGCUGCGCUGCACCCUGCUGGUCGGAGCCAACGUGGUGGUGGCCCCGUGCGGCCUGCGGGUGGAUGACAUCCAGCACGACACCGCCGAGCUCUCCUGGUUGCCCAGCAACAGCAACUACGGCCACACGGUGUCCCUGGACGGAGCGGAGCACGCGGUGGUGAGGCCGGGGCGGUACCGGCUGCGCUUCCUGCACCUGAAGCCGCUGACGGUGUACAAGGUGACGGUGGCAGCGCAGCCGCACCAGGUGCCGUGGCAGCUCCCGCUGGAGCAGCGGGAGAGGAAGGAGGCUGGGGUGGAGUUCUGCACGCAGGCUGCAGGUCCAACACCGUAUUGCAGAACAGGGCCCCCCAUGCCUCCCCAGGACGUGCAGGUGCUGUGUGGGCAGGGCGCAGGGGUCCUGCAGGUCCGCUGGAAGCCUCCCAUCCUCUCCCCUACAGGCACAUCCAACGGAGCAAACGUCAUAGGCUACGCAGUCUGCACGAAAGGGCAGAGGAUAGCGGAGGUGCUGUACCCGAUGGCGGACUACGUGACCAUCGAGCUGAACAGGAUUCAGUGCUUGGAGGCGAGGGAGGUGAUCGUCAGGACGCUGUCGGUCCAGGGGGAGUCGCAGGACUCCCACGUCGCUGUCAUUCCAAACAACCUGCUGGUGCCUCUACCUCCGCUCGCCCUGCCGCCUCCCAUGCAUCCCCACGCGGGCCCCCCUCCGCCCCCCCACCCCCACCCCCAGCCUCAUCUCCAGUCUCCUCACCCUCCCCACGCCGCUCCCCAACUCCCCGCUCCGCCUCAAGCACAUGGGCAGCCGCUCCCGGCUCAUCCCGGACAUCCGCAACCCCAUCCCAGACUCCCCCACCCGGGCGGUGCUCCUCAGCCCCGGCUCCGACUGCCGCAGCCGCAGCCCCUGCACCUGCAGCCUCUCCCGCCUCACCAGGGUCCCAGGCCUCAGCAUCAACUGCCUCUGUUACCCCACCUCCAACCCCACCCUUUACCUCAGAGACCAGUAAGUGCCAGAGACCUGGAUGCCAAAGAGCACGUGGCCCAUCACGGGGGAGUUAUUCCGCCCAGCCAGCCUGGCUGGGACACACGCUCCCCCUCCUCUCAGCCUCCCGUGCCCAUGCAGGGCCACACUCUUGAGGCCCCUCCCCCUGCCAAUCCACGCUCCCCCUCCCCUCAGAGGAUCCUUCCUCAGCCCAGAGGCACAUUAAUUCCAGACACUGUGGCCAAAGCCAUCGCCCGAGAAGCAGCACAGAGGGUGGCAGCAGAGAGUGGAAAGGGAGACAGGAGGCCAGGCAGGUACGGAGAGCAGGGUCAUUCAUUUCACCAGCAUCACUCCGACGAGGAAGAGGAGGAUGUGGAGGGAUUUGCACGCGGCCGUCGGAGAGGACCCUCAGUCGACGAGUUUCUCAGGGGCUCUGAGCUGGGGAGGCCGCCUCACUAUAGUCACAAUGAAGAUUAUCACAGCGAAAGCAGCCGGGGCUCUGACCUGUCUGACAUCAUGGAAGAGGAUGAGGAGGAGCUAUACUCUGAGAUGCAGCUGGAAGAGGGACGCCGGCGCAACUCGCACAACACACCCAAGAGCAACACCCCCGCCGGAGGCUGGCGCGAGCGGGAGCCUGGGAGAAGAGGUCCCCGUGGAGGUUCCCAGCCCCAGAGACGACCUCUGAUGGUCCCUUCCAUCGAGGUAACUUCUGAGAAUAACAGUGAGGGAAACCUCUCCCCCAUCAACGAAGAUGUUUACUAUGGCAAAGUAGCGCGGCACAGGACGUGGUCACCUCGCAGGCACAUGGGCGGCACCAGGUCUCCCCAUGAUGGAUACAGGGACCGGGACCGCUGCUCACCCACGUACUACGAUGAGUCCGAGCCUGAGGACUUCCGGAUCUUUGUGGCCCUGUUUGACUACGACCCACUGUCCAUGUCUCCAAACCCAGAUGCUGCUGAUGAGGAACUGCCCUUUAAAGAAGGACAGAUCAUUAGGGUGUAUGGCGAUAAAGACACGGACGGGUUCUACAGAGGGGAGGUGAGGGGCAGGAUGGGGCUGAUACCCUGUAACAUGGUGUCAGAGAUACGGGCGGAGGAUGAGGAGACCAUGGACCAGCUCAUCAAACAGGGCUUCCUGCCUCUCAGCACCCCGGUGGACAGGAUAGAGCAGAACAGAAGAGGCCUUUGCCGCGACCAGGCCUCGAGGAGGAUGGUGGCUCUGUACGACUAUGACCCGCGAGAGAGCUCUCCCAACGUCGACGUGGAGGCCGAGCUGACCUUCUGUGCCGGCGACAUCAUCGCUGUGUUUGGAGACAUCGAUGAAGACGGGUUUUAUUAUGGCGAAAUGAACGGCCACCGUGGUCUGGUUCCCUCCAACUUUCUGGAAGAAGUGCCUGACGACGUGGAGGUGUAUCUGACCGAUACGCCGUCCCACUACCCCCAGGAGGAGCCGGCCAGCCACCCCCCCGCCAACUCCUCCUCCGCCGCCGCCGUCCCCGAGGCCAAACGGGUUCCCACAGAAACCACAGACGCGGCCGAUAAAGACGCCGCGCCCGUGCGAGCGCCGUCUCCCAUCGUGCGGCCCCUCCUGCCGGGCACCAUGAGGCCCUUCAGCCCCACCAGGGUCCCUCACGCCGCGCUGGACCCCCGGGACCCCCAGGACCUGGCCAACAAGAAGAAGAAAGGUCUACUUUCCAAGGGGAAGAAGCUCCUGAAGAGACUCUCCCCUGUGAAAUAAAAAAAGCGAACGCAAGCAUUCUUGUACAAUACGUGCACACGCUGGGCUCUGUAUAUUGCAUCCAUACAAUCAAAGCCGACAAAACAGGACAAAGAGGAUGUGAACUUUGUCUCCUGGACUGGGUGAGCCUAUCUGAAUAUACAAGUGAUUAUUCAUGUGUGGUGGUGGAUACGAAUCAACUAAAUUAUGUACAGUGCAGUGCCAAAAUCAAGAGAGACACAAAAACAGACACAAAUUACUGUGAUGUAUUUUACUUCAACAACAAAAAAGACUAGGAUUUUCAUGACAUGUAUUUUUCUUUACCGUCAGUCAGAGACUCAUUGAUUUGAAGCAGGGUAAGCGGCCGGCUACAUGUACAGGACGUUCACUGAUCAGACACCAAACUCUCCAACAGACCACACUGUUAUUGAGGCAUUGCGACAGUAAUGCUGGCUGCUAACAGACAACAGAGGCUUUAUUCAGUGCAAUAUCACAGCGAGGUCCCGUAGCAGAGAGGUCGCUGCUACGACAGGAGAGACCGACACCAGGGCAUUACGUCAGAACCACCAGGCGAGCGCAGCCGUCCCAGUGGCCUUUAUGAGAACAACCACCCCCCCCCGUUCCUCCGUCGGCCGAGCAGCAGCAGCAGCAGCUUUCUUUUCCCAGGGUUCACGCUGAGCAGGCGUGUUUGUCGUCCCCGCUGUCCAACUGUCAUGAAACGCCUGGUUCCGGGCUAAAUCUUGUGUCUGUCCUGUUGCACAAAGGUGUUGUCUGACGGUCGGUGGAUCUGUUGUGCGCUUGUGUGCGUGCGUGGGGGCAUUCAUGUCUUCUGCCAGUUUCAUGAUCAUCGCCUUUAGUUGUUCUGGAGGAGAGGCCGUGCAGCCGAUGCGCUGCCGCCUCCAUCGCCUGCGCUCUGUUUAGCUUGGACACGAGGCCACAAGCGAAAAGAACCUCCAAAUCAAAAUGACGAGAAGCGCUUUGUUUUCUAUCUGAGCUCCGUGGAUGUAAAUAUGAACUCAUUUCACCUAAACAUCUGACAUGUGGCUCCAUUUAUGCUUUACAGGCCUAAAACGGCAUCUAAUACGCUACAGAUCGGAUCCUAGAGAGCUCACACUCAAUAACCUCAACAUUCGCCGUCGCUCCAUUCGGUUUGUUGACUCGCUGAAUGUUUUAUAUCCUUCAUCGAUUCAUCAAAAAGCAAACAGUCCGUUCGCAUCACGCCGCUAAACAGAUUUGCAGCAGAGAAUGUUGCCUGAUCAGCAGAAACGAUUAAAGGCCCUGCAGGCUGUGGCAUCGACUGACUGUUCAAUCAGCCUCUCGUGCGCAGAGGCGCAGACGCGCGGCGGCCGUGAACGCGACUGGAAGCCUGAUUAAAGAACGGGAGCUUCUGACUCGUUCUGAAAAGUCAGUCUCACUGCUGGACUUCAUUUCAGUUCUGACUGGCAGCAUCCUCCGCCUCUGUUGCUGAGCGUCUGAUCCAACUAACCUUUCAUAUUCCUCAUAUAACUGUCCUUUUCAUGCAGCAGUGAAAACACAGCGGACCGACCUCUGUCUGUUACGUUUACCGUCGUAUUGUAUUGAAGCGGUGUUUUCCAUAGUCCUGCUGGUUGUCAUGGGGACGGGUCUGCAUACUGACCAACAUCCUGUGUGUGGCGAUGAACCCAGUUGCUAAAUGGAGGGAGAGUACGUCUCACAGCUUUAAUCAUUUGUACAACCAUCACUGCCAUUUUAUCUCCAUUCCAUCCAACUGUUCCUUGUGUCAAGUUGCACUCGGAGUGUGUUUGUCGCGUGAAACAGGGUCCCCCUGCUCAUUAUUUAUUCACUUUAUUGAUGAACUGCAGGAUGGAAUGUAGAAACGCUUCAGCCAAUAGGUUUACGCGGAUCAUUUGGGUUCCAGAGCUGUUUCUGUGUCGUUCAAUCUGUCGCAAAAUCAAAAUUAUUAUACAGUGGUGUCCCAAUACCAAAUCAUUCACUUGUGAAUGGGUGUAGUGUCUCAAAAUGCUGUAGCUCUUUUGUACUUUGAUCCAUUUGUAGAUAAUUUCUAAAUGUUUCUACUUGAUUUUAUGACGGCCUUUUUUUUAGUGCACUGAGAUUCCCUCUCCCAACAAACGACUGCGAGCAUUUCAUAGUGUCUUUUGAAGUCAGAUGUAUCGGUCCACCAUAUGUGCUUGCUUUGUGAAUCAAAGUUGUGAAAAAGAAAAAACUAGAAAUCAUUGGACAGUAUUUAUGGUGAUUAGUUAUGUGUGGGUGUGCAUGUGAAAAAAUACGACUUUUAUAACCAAAUUAAAUUUGAUAUUUUUCAGGAA
Molecule: messenger RNA, 6653 nt
Organism: Betta splendens (Siamese fighting fish)
Lineage: Eukaryota; Metazoa; Chordata; Actinopteri; Anabantiformes; Osphronemidae
Product: RIMS-binding protein 2-like
Biological process (GO): neuromuscular synaptic transmission
Molecular function (GO): protein binding
Source: RefSeq, a predicted model, not a curated record